AUGGGUAAACCAGCGAUGCCGGAGCUAGAGUCUUGGCUAGACCUGCAAACCGAUGCCACAGGCCAGGGGAAUUAUGUAGAUGCCCUGUUUGGUUGCUCAUCCAGAUUGCUAAAGCUGAUGUGGGCAGCUUCUCGUUUGUAUGCAUCUUCCAGAGACGGCCACAUGACGACGGAAGAGCUUCAGGAGAAAGUGGACGACUUGCAAAAACAGAUUCGGUCGACCGAAAUCGUCCUCGAUUCCAACCCUCUCGUCAGCAUUUCAUGCCAGAGUACCGCACCGUCCCUCGCCACCGUCGGUAUGGCCCAAGAGGAGCUCCGACGCCGAAUCGUCGCCACAGCCGAGAUCUUCCGACACGCGUCCCAUAUCUACGUAUAUCGCAUUGCUAAUGGUCCGGAAGUACCUCUUACCGAGGAAAUGCAAUCAAGCCUCGGCACUGCGCAGGAGCUUCUUACCAUGGUCCCCGAUGCGCUUGGCCCGGGAGCUAACUUGGGUUGGUGCUUGGUGGUGCUCGGAGCUGAGAUGGAUUUAGUCGACGAGCGGAAUUACGUGCAGUCAAAAUUGGAUGGCCUUCACCUCUUGGGAUUGCACAACACGAAGAAUGGGCAGAAAAUCCUGGAAGAGGUUUGGGCGCACCGUGACCUCGUCGCCCAGGGACAAGCGACUCCGGAGCGGUGGCAAGACAUAAUGCAGCGGAUCGGUCAGUCACAAAUAUUAGUUUGA
Messenger RNA from Scedosporium apiospermum, 720 nucleotides. RefSeq lists its product as uncharacterized. The record is from RefSeq and is a predicted model, not a curated record. The coding region runs from base 1 to 720 and encodes 239 amino acids. Gene Ontology annotation, molecular function: DNA-binding transcription factor activity; transcription cis-regulatory region binding. Gene Ontology annotation, biological process: positive regulation of transcription by RNA polymerase II. The transcript has 2 exons. Lineage: Eukaryota; Fungi; Ascomycota; Sordariomycetes; Microascales; Microascaceae. Gene Ontology annotation, cellular component: nucleus.